AUGGCUGUUUCUUCAAAACAUAGCACUAGAUGCCAAGUGAAAUCCAUUAGCUUGCCUUGCAGAUCGCAUCCGACCACUAUUCGAAUCGAACAACAGCUCAACGCGGCCAAGCUGGAUGCAGCAACGGCGACACCACCAUCUGCAAAGACCGUCUGCAAUGGUUUGUCGCACCUGACAGCGCUCUAUAAAUCCAUGGCCGACCUCCUAAAUUCGUCCACCACAAGAGUUUCAAUCUCUCGACAACAAAACAAGAAAUGGGUCGAAGAUAUUGUAGACGAAUCGGUUAAAUUCUUGGAUGUUUGUGGCAACACAAGGGAUAUGGUGACACAGAUCAAAGAACACAUUACGGAUCUCCAUUGUGCUCUUCGUCGGAGGAGAAACACCGAAAACAACGUUGAUUACAGUUCGUUUAGAAGGAAAAUGAAGAAAGAUGUUAAACGGUUGGUUGGAAGUUUGAAGGAAGUGGAUAAUACGAUCGGUGGUGGAUCUAUGGUGGUGGAUUCCGAUCACCACCAGCUUGCAGCGGUAAUGAAGGCGGUAGUGGGAGUUAGUGAGAUGACAGUUGCUGUUUUGGAAUCUUUGUUGUUGUUCUUAGCGAUGCCGGUUUCAAAGCCAAACAGAUUGUCAUUUGUGGUAUCGAAGUUGAUACACAAAGGGAUGAUAGCAUGCGAUGAUCAACAAGAACUUGGGAUUUUGAAUGAAUUGGAUGCCAUAGAUGCUGGGUUGCAGGCAGCUCCAUGUAAAGAUGGAUCAUCGGAGAAGAUACAGACUGUGAAGUGUAGAUUGGAAAGAGUAGAAUCUCAGCUCGAAUGCAUUGAGAGCAGAUUAGAAAGCAUUUUUAGACGAUUAAUUGGAACCAGAACAUCUCUCCUCAACAUCAUGUCACAGUAA
Lactuca saligna is the source of this 891-nucleotide messenger RNA. The record is from the annotation of a GenBank genome assembly. NCBI's taxonomy places the organism in Eukaryota, Viridiplantae, Streptophyta, Magnoliopsida, Asterales, Asteraceae.